GCUGGGGGCCGCAGCCUGCCGCCUGCCAAAGGGUAAAGUCAUGGCUGACAUGUCAUUCGAGGAGCUGUUGGAACUGCAGAGCCAAUUGGGGACCAAGACACACAAAAAGUUGGUGGCUGGAAACAGCACUAAGAAGCCAGGGUCUAGAGCAUUUGCCCAAAAUACCUGUGUUGCAGAUAAGCACAGGCCUUUGGAAAUGUCAGCCAAGGUGCGAGUGCCAUUUUUACGGCAGGUCGUCCCCAUCAGUAAAAAGGUGGCGCGGGAUCCCCGCUUCGAUGAUCUGUCCGGGGAGUAUAAUCCUGAGGUGUUUGACAAAACUUACCAGUUCCUGAAUGACAUCCGAGCCAGAGAGAAAGAGCUGGUGAAGAAGCAGCUGAAGAAGCACCGCUCGGGGGAGGAGUGUGAGAAACUGCAGCAGCUGCUUCAGCGGCUGGAGCAGCAGGAAGCGGCCCAGCAGGAGAGGAAGCGGCAGCAGGAGCUCCGCCUGGCUCUGAAGCAGGAGCAGCGGGCUCAGGCCCAGCAGGGCCAUCGGCCAUACUUCCUCAAGAAAUCGGAGCAGCGCCAGUUGGCCCUAGCGGAGAAGUUCAAGGAGCUGAAACGCAGCAAGAAGCUAGAUGGUUUCUUGAGUCGAAAAAGGCGUCGCAAUGCAGGCAAAGACAGGAGACACCUGCCUUCAAGCAAAGAAUAACAAGGAGUGGUCCUAUCUGCCACUGCCCAGGGAGAUGUAGAUCUAU
Molecule: messenger RNA, 734 nt
Organism: Fukomys damarensis (Damara mole-rat)
Lineage: Eukaryota; Metazoa; Chordata; Mammalia; Rodentia; Bathyergidae
Gene: Rrp36
Product: ribosomal RNA processing 36
Exons: 7
Coding region: 41-688 (215 amino acids)
Biological process (GO): maturation of SSU-rRNA from tricistronic rRNA transcript (SSU-rRNA, 5.8S rRNA, LSU-rRNA)
Cellular component (GO): 90S preribosome; nucleolus
Source: RefSeq, a predicted model, not a curated record